Messenger RNA from Morus notabilis, 749 nucleotides. Its product is annotated as methylmalonyl-CoA epimerase, mitochondrial. The record is from RefSeq and is a predicted model, not a curated record. Lineage: Eukaryota; Viridiplantae; Streptophyta; Magnoliopsida; Rosales; Moraceae. The transcript is spliced from 4 exons. The coding region runs from base 46 to 480 and encodes 144 amino acids.
GGUUCCCUCGCCAAACCCACUUCUUUUCUUCUCUCUGGAGAUAAAAUGGCCGCAGCUAAAGGAGUGAGCCUCAACCAUAUUUCCCGAGAAUCCUCCGACGUCACACGCCUCGCUAAUUUCUACAAAGAGAUAUUUGGGUUCGAGGAGAUAGAGACUCCGAACUUCGGCGAAUUCAAGGUUAUAUGGCUGAAUCUGCCGUCGGCUUUCUCUCUCCACCUCAUCGAGAGAAAUCCGGCCACGAAGCUUCCAGAAGGUCCUUGGAGCGCCACGUCGGCCGUCGCCGACCCCAGCCAUCUCCCCAGAGGCCACCACAUCUGCUUCUCCGUCGACAAUUUCGAUUCUUUUGUCCAAACUCUCAAGGACAAGGGAGUCGAGACAUUUCAGAGUUCUGUGCCAAGUCGUGGAGUGAAGCAAGUUUUCUUCUUUGAUCCAGAUGGGAAUGGAUUGGAGGUGGCUAGUAAAGACACGCAAAAGCAAUAAACUUGUGUGUUAGAACCAUAAUCGUUUUGUGAUUAAAAAUGGAGGGCAAGUUUUGCUUAUGAAUUAGUAGUGUCUUGGCCUUAAGAGUUUUUAUGAAAUUGUUAGUGUCUUAACAUGAAAACUUGUAAUGAGAUGGAUAUAGAAUGGUUGUAGAAGUUGGGAAUGGUUUAUCCGCAAGCUUUGUGAGACCAAUAACUGAAGUGGUUAAUAGUUGCUUUUGUUUCUCUCGUGUUAGUGUAUCAAUCAGCAGUUUUGUCAUUUUUUUUUUU